Messenger RNA from Hermetia illucens (black soldier fly), 750 nucleotides. RefSeq lists its product as uncharacterized. The coding region runs from base 212 to 622 and encodes 136 amino acids. The transcript has 3 exons. The record is from RefSeq and is a predicted model, not a curated record. Lineage: Eukaryota; Metazoa; Arthropoda; Insecta; Diptera; Stratiomyidae.
UUGAUGGAGUGCACAAUAUAUGCCCACUUAUGAACAAAUCCGGUGAAUCUAAAAGUGCAUCCUAUAUAAAAUCAUUAGAAAGAUUGCUAUACUUACGCCCGUUCUACCCUAUCAAGAGUAGCGGGUAGAGUAGCCAAGGAAACUAAGAUUUAGUAAGCAAUCCAUCGCCAUCGUAUUACUAUCCUAAGCAUCCAUUAUCCCACUAAAAACAAUGUGCUGCAGAGCUUCCUGCCUCGAGAUUGACGAGAAAUUCAUAGGAUACAUAGGAAUCCUGAUAGGUAGUGAUUACAUUAUCGGCUAUAUUGGCGGAAUACGGGAGAAUGUUCCAUUUCCUAUUGUGGUACUAAGUCUUCUGUUCAGCGGUGCAUUGGUAGCAUCAUCGGUUCUGUUAGUCUUUGGAGUAUCUAAUCAAAAAAAGCAUUUCGUUCUGCCGUUUCUCAUAGUCAAUGUGUUGUUCUUGCUGCGACUAAUAGUCGUCUUCAUACUGAAUAUGAUUUCUGGUUCCAUCGUCCUCUUCGUUCUAUUCAUUGUGAAUUCAGCAUUUUGGUCGUACUGUGGACUAUGCAUUCUUUCCUUCUAUCGGAAAAUUGGAACAUUACCAUCUACCAAUGUUGGAGCGUGAUUAUCAACGAAACCUAAGUAUGAGUGUGAUUACCACCGUAAUAAGUGUGUAUGUUAUUAUAGAAUAUGUUACUUUACCUACAUAGUUCAUAAAGUCACAUAUGUUAAAUACACGUAUCUUUUGCAAAA